This is a messenger RNA of Folsomia candida, 2604 nucleotides long. Its product is annotated as glucose-induced degradation protein 4 homolog. Gene Ontology annotation, cellular component: extrinsic component of membrane; GID complex. Gene Ontology annotation, biological process: protein catabolic process in the vacuole; proteasome-mediated ubiquitin-dependent protein catabolic process; protein targeting to vacuole. The transcript has 3 exons. The record is from RefSeq and is a predicted model, not a curated record. Bases 492 to 1274 code for a protein of 260 amino acids. NCBI's taxonomy places the organism in Eukaryota, Metazoa, Arthropoda, Collembola, Entomobryomorpha, Isotomidae.
AACUAAGGUAAGUUUGGUCCAGGUGAAAAAUUGUUCCAAUUCUUGUGUCAUUCAUACUAAUUGUGAAGGAAUGGACAACACAACAAUAGGCAACUUUCACUCUACAUUAACAAGCAAACAAUUUUCAAAACUGUAAACUAAAUGAGUUUAAGUUAAGAAAAAUAUUUCUCAACAAGUUAAAAUAUUAAUUCCGAGCCGUCUAUUCACCAUUCGUUAAUUAAUUCUAUUCUUGCAUAGUUGAUAUUCUAGUUAGUUUAGUUUUUGGAGAUUUGCAAGUAUAAAUUAAUUUUGUUAAUCCGAUCUGAGGACAUCCCUGAGUUUGUAAUUGUUUUAUCCAAUUUAUGUGAAGUGGACCCUCGUUUCUAUAAAGCGUCACAGCUCUCAAAUUUUUGUUUGACGACACUUUUCACAUUGACGACUUGUAAAUUGUUGGCUGUUGACAAUAACGUCGACUGCCAAUCAGUUCACAUAAUUUUUGCUGUGGUAUAAUAAUGAGAAGUGGAACUGGUAGAUCCCGAACCCACAGCCAUCAAACGUCGAAACGAAAGGAAGGAAAGAGCCAUCAUCACCAUCAUCAUCACGAGAUAUCAUCAGCAGUGAUCACAUCAUCGUCAUCAGCAAUAUCCUCAUCAGUGACAACUAUGCGACUCCGUGAAUCCGAAAUUGCUCCUCCUCCGUUAGCAAAUAAGAAUCAGCCUGGACUUCCCUCCAACUCUAUCUACAGCGGAUCAAAGUUCGACGGAUCUCAAAAAUCGCGUGGAAAUUCUUACGACGUUGAAAUUACAUUUAAAAAUGUCGACGUUCAAAACAGCCAUAUCUGUGGUUAUUUGACAAUUAAAGGACUCACAGAGGAACAUCCAAUAAUCACCACGUUUUUUGACGGUGAAAUCAUUAGCAGAAAAUAUCCAUUUUUAACUAGAAAGUGGGAUGCAGAUGAAGAAAUUGACCGUAAACAUUGGGCAAAGUUUACUGGUUUUACACCAUACACAAAAUCUUUCAACUCGGACAACUUUGAUUUUGAGUCUCUAGCCACGUCGGACAAUGUCUUUAUGCGACUGAAAGAGCAAUUCUUUGUAUACCCAGAAAAUGUGAAAGACAUCGCAGGUGUCAGUUUUGCUGGUUUUUACUAUAUCUGUUCAACGAACUCGACUGCUACGAUGGAAGGUUAUUACUACCAUCGUGGAGCCGAGUGGGGUGGGACAGACAAUAGAUAUCAGUCCUUGACCCUAUCUCAUAUUCCUGAAAAGAGCAUUCAGAUUUACCAGUUUAGAUAAUACUUAUGUGUGUAACCGUCCUUAUCAAAAAGUGCUCGGUGAAUCGUUCGCAUGAAAUAAUCCGUGGUGCAGUCAUUCGCGAAUUUUUAUUUAUUUCACAUUUAGCUGAUUAAUUUUAACUCUGGAGUUGAUUUUUUAGCGAGUUUUAAUUUGUUAAUUCUCGGACAUGUAGGUAAUUUAGUUAGAUUAUUCGUUCUUGUAACAUAUGAAACGCUUUAUUGUUAUAAUAAUUGUGUCACUUGUUAGAAAUUUUAAAAAUGGUGCUGGGAUAUAAAGCAGAUGCAGUUUUUAAGAAACAAGUGUUGUAGUUUGUAUUCUGCUAUAUAGCUCGUACUUUUGUCGUCGAUUCGACCCUGGUGAGCUAUCUUUUAUGAAUUAAUACAUAAUUACUUAUUUUUAGCACUUUCAAGGUAAGCCUUGACAAACACAGGUAGGAGGAAGCGUGUAUGAACACCUAUGAGGUAUUGAACGACAUAUAUGUAUGUGCAUGAUACAUUGUUAACUGAAACAGUACAAACGUGCAUGGUGCACAAUUCUGUUGUCUGCAUUAUAAUCACCUACUAAUUUUAUUGAUAAAAAUCCAGGGCAUGUACCUUAUCGGAGUAGACUAGGAAAAUGUGAAAUUUUUUAAAUCAGAACCAGGAUACGAAACCUGGUUAACUUUUAUCACGUGGUUGAAAGAGUCUCAACCAGUGCUUUUAUGCUUAAUGUGACUUUUUGUCAACCAAUCGAAUCAUGUAAAAUUAACUGUUCUGAAAAUGUUACGGACAAAAACACAGACAGACGGACACUCCAGAAAGUUUGAAUUAUUAUUUCGAUUAUCUUUGGUGCUUUUCCUAUGAUGAAUUUCUCGCAUAAUGUAUAAAUGAUACGCAUUGAAUCAAGUGAAGCUGUUAUCCAACAGAAUUUUAUCAUCUCGGUGUAUUAAUAACUGUAAUAAGUAAACUUUAGACUAAUAUAUGACUAAUAUAUUCAAUCGCUGUAGUGUUGACCUUUUAUCCACUGAUUUUAACUAAACUUGUAUUUGACGUUCUUUCUAGUCUGAAUUUUUUAAGUGUGUUUUAUAUUUUUCUUUUGACCGUUCGUUCAUGUCUCCAAUGUAUUAGUGACAUGAUCGACAUGUGAUUGUAAUUUACUCUUGUGCGUUGGUUUGUUCUUUUGAUUUGCCCUCUACUUAACUUAAGUUAGUUGACUUAAAUUAGAGUUAAUUUUGACUUGUCCGGAUAUUUUACCUAUUUGACAACGAUGAUUUAAACCAUUUUAAUUGUAUGUCGUCAUUUAUUAUAUACGCUUUUAAUGAAUUGAUUGAAUAAAUGUGUACGGUAAAUAA